AUGCACAUACACUUAUGCUCACGUUCGUACGAGUUCAUAAAAAAUGGGGAAUCUGUCUCCCGAUGCUGGUUUGCGAAGAAACAGAUGGACACUGUGCAUUUAAUGUUUUUGGAAUUUUUCAUUCUCCUGAACUUGGCAAAUUAUAUCCGUACAGUUGAGACGGUGCAGAUAAUAAAAAAGGCAUUUUUAAUAAAUAAUGUUUUGAAAAAAAGAGAUAAUAAAAAAAAUCGUACAAAUGUGUACUUAAUAAAUACCAAUAAUUCAUACUUAGGAUCUGAAUAUAUUUUCAACAAAAUAUGCAAUGAUAGUGUUAAACAUAAAGGAGACAAAGCUAGCGAAUUGCUACAUCGAGCGAACUAUAUUAGAGAUGUUAAUGGAUUAUAUAACAUAUUACCACUUGGACUUAAAGUUAUAGAGAAAAUAAUAAUUUUUUUGAAUACUCAUUUGAGAAAAAUAAAUUCACAUUGUCUUGUAUUGUCAAUCCUUCAAGCAAAAAAGUGGUGGAAUAUAUCCGAUAGGUCGAAAUUAUACAGUGAUGAAUUUUUAUAUGUAUAUAAACAAAAGCAACAAAAAAGUGAUUGCACAACUGAGGGUGGAGCGGGGAAAAAAAAAAUCGAAGAUGAUGGUCAUAUUUUAAGUCCCACAUGUGAAGAGCAUGCUAUAUCUUUAAUUAACCAAGUUUUUAAUGAAAAUAUAACUAUAAAAUCUUUACCGCUAUUAAUUCAUCAAUUCAAUUAUAAAUUCAGAAAUGAAAAGAGAUUGGAAAAAACGCUUUUCAAAAGUAAAGAAUUUUUAAUGAAAGAUGGAUACUCUUUUCAUGGUAAUGACAUGUCUCUAUAUGAGACUUACGAGUUAUACAAAGAAUGUUAUAAAAACAUUUUUUCUGAUUUAAAAUUACAAUUUAAAAUAACAAAAAAAAGAAAAAUGGACAAAAUGAAUGCACAAGAAAGUCAUGAAUUCCAAGUCUUAUGUAGAGAUGACAAAUAUAGAGAAGCUGCACAUAUUUUCAAGUUGGGGGAUUACUACUCUAAAAAAUUGGACAUCAAGUAUUUAAACAAACAGAAUCAAAAAAAUGAUAUUAUUAUGGGUUCCUAUGGAAUUGGAAUUUACAGAUUACUCUAUUUUUUGGUUGAUACUUUUUAUGAUCACGAUGGGAUACGUCUACCUCAACAGGUUGCUCCUUUCACAGUUUAUAUGAUUCAGAAAAAUCAAAAAAGUAAAUACUCCGCUUCCAAAAUUGCAAAAAUAAUGCGUACAGCUAGGAAGAAUGUACUAAAGGGAGAGAGAGACGAUCUUAUUACUCCCACAGAUGACUCAUCUGUCACAGCGCCUCAGAAAACUGACACAAAAUAUUCUCCUCUCCUAUCUAGUUAUAGAGAUGUUCCUCCCUCCCUUUGCAUAAAUGAUGACAACACAUUUUGCAAUUCCAUAAACAGUAAUGAUGUCGAAUAUGUCCUAACCCUUUGGUUAUACAAUACAUUUAAAAACAACAACGUGGAUACAUAUUACGAUGACACGGAUUUGCAUUUGUCGCGGAAAUUGAAAAAUUGCGAUUUGAUAGGAGUUCCAAAUAGAAUUAUCAUAAACUUAAAUAAUGAUCAAAGAAAAACAAAAUUACCCCCCGAUUUUUAUAUGCACUUGGAUACUUCGAACGCAAUUUUAUCCAACAAACUUUACAUGACAUUUCGCGAUAUCACCGUUGAGUACAAAAAUAGAUUUUCCUCAGAAACAAAAAUUAUGACCAUUCAUCAGCUGUUCAGGCAUUUCAAGCUUAUUUAG
Messenger RNA from Plasmodium gonderi, 1779 nucleotides. Its product is annotated as proline--tRNA ligase. Gene Ontology annotation, biological process: prolyl-tRNA aminoacylation. The transcript has a single exon. NCBI's taxonomy places the organism in Eukaryota, Apicomplexa, Aconoidasida, Haemosporida, Plasmodiidae. The record is from RefSeq and is a predicted model, not a curated record. Gene Ontology annotation, molecular function: proline-tRNA ligase activity; ATP binding. Bases 1 to 1779 code for a protein of 592 amino acids. Gene Ontology annotation, cellular component: mitochondrion.